Carassius gibelio (silver crucian carp) is the source of this 6203-nucleotide messenger RNA. It is a transcript of the gene adamts5, whose product is annotated as A disintegrin and metalloproteinase with thrombospondin motifs 5. Bases 251 to 2944 code for a protein of 897 amino acids. Gene Ontology annotation, molecular function: zinc ion binding; metalloendopeptidase activity. The record is from RefSeq and is a predicted model, not a curated record. NCBI's taxonomy places the organism in Eukaryota, Metazoa, Chordata, Actinopteri, Cypriniformes, Cyprinidae. Gene Ontology annotation, biological process: proteolysis; extracellular matrix organization. The transcript has 8 exons.
GGACUCUCUCUCUCUUUCUCUCUCUCUGGUGCUUUUAAGAGGAAACUUUGUGAUUUGUUCUUCAAGUUCACUUUAGUUCUCGUUCCUCUCUCAUCCAGCCUUCAUGUGUUUAUUUCCGUGACUCGUGAGAUGCGCACCGGGACUCGUGGAUCAGUACGGCUCGAAUUCCCCACGCAAGUAAUUUUAAAGCUUUAUCUCGGAUCGUAAUGUUUCCAGAAGUUUUCUGCACCGUACUGAACUACAUGGAAUAAUGUGGCAGAUUGUUUUUCUGUGUUGCGCUCUGGACGGUUCCUUUGCGUUCAGCGCGUUCCGUCCACCUGCAAACGCGUCUCUGCUCGCACCUGCCCGGGGCAUCGUGCGCAUUGUGGAUCGGAUUUAUCACGGGGGAGGAAAAGCCGGUUACCUUCUGUACAUGGAUGAGCAGCGCUUUCAGCUGGAUAUGGAGCGGGACGAGUCUAUACUGUCUCAUCACUUUGGUUUGAACGUGGACGCGCUGCCUCCGCGUCGGGAAUGCGUUUACCGCGGCACCGUCAAUUCAAACACAGAGUCACUUGCGGUAUUCAAUCUGUGUGGCGGCGGACUUAAUGGAUUUUUCGCGGUCGACCACGCGCGAUACACCAUCACGCCGCUCAUUCGGGCGAAAGGGCACGAAAAUGACCUGCACAUAGUCGAGGACACCGACGCGACGCGCGCUCUCCACUAUUACACCCGCGAGAGUUUCAGUUUCGAAGCGAUGCCCGCGCGGCACAGCUGCGGCACGCGUAACCGCAAAACGCGCAGUCAUAAAAAGCGGAAACGUGAGGAUGCGCGCGGACGCAGAUUGUGGACGAAGUUUGUGAAGCCCGAUGCGCUGACUCGAUUCAAACGCUCUGUGUCUCGCGCGCGGCACGUGGAGCUGCUGCUGGUCGCGGAUGCUUCCAUGACGAAGAAAUAUGGGAAGGACCUGCAGCAUUACCUGUUGACACUGGCGUCCAUCGCGUCCAAACUCUACGGGCACGCCAGCAUAGAGAAUCCCAUCCGUUUGUCUGUGGUUAAAGUCGUGAUUCUGUCUGAGAACGAAAAGGGGAUCGAAGUGUCCAAAAACGCCGCCGCGACGCUCAAGAGCUUCUGUAAGUGGCAGAACCAGCAGAACCCACUGGAUGACGAUCAUCAGCAUCACCAUGACGCGGCGAUCCUCUUCACCAGGCAGGAUCUGUGCGGUCAUCACUCAUGUGACACUCUGGGCAUGGCUGACGUGGGAACCGUGUGUACACCAGAGAGGAGCUGUGCCAUCAUUGAGGAUGACGGGCUGCACGCAGCUUUUACAGUGGCACAUGAGAUUGGGCAUCUGCUGGGUCUGUCACAUGACGACUCCAAGUUCUGCGAGGAGCAAUUCGGCUCCACUGAAGACAAACGGCUAAUGUCGUCCAUCCUGACCUCCAUCGACGCAUCCAAACCCUGGAGCCGCUGCACGUCCGCCACCAUCACAGACUUCUUCGAUGAUGGCAAUGCUGAGUGUCUGUUGGACACUCCUCGUCUGCCUCUCCUGGGUCCAGAGGAGUUGCCUGGUCAAAGUUAUGAUGCGGUUCAGCAAUGCCAUUUGGCCUUCGGGCCGGAGUACACUGUUUGUCCCGGGAUGGAUGUGUGCGCUCGUCUGUGGUGUGCCAUCAUCAGGAAGGGACAGAUGGUGUGUCUGACCAAGAAACUGCCAGCUGUGGAAGGAACACCGUGUGGGAAGGGACGGAUCUGUCUUCAGGGGAAAUGUAUGGACAAAACCCGAAAGAGACACUACUCGACAUCGAAUCAUGGCAGCUGGAGCUCCUGGGGUCCAUGGAGUUCCUGUUCUCGCACGUGUGGCGGUGGGGUCCAGUUUGCACAUCGUCUCUGUAAUAACCCUCCACCCCGAAACAACGGCCGCUUCUGCACCGGGAAGAGAGCCGUCUACCGGUCUUGCAAUGUCACGCCGUGCCCUUCAGCCAGUAAGAGUUUCCGUCAGGAACAGUGUGAGGUGCGUAACGGCCCUCAGACGGAUCCCAAAGGAGUGAAGACCUUUGUGGAAUGGGUUCCAAAAUUUGCCGGUGUGCUUCCCAAAGACAUGUGCAAACUCACCUGCAGAGCCAAAGGGACAGGAUACUAUGUAGUGUUCUCACAACGGGUGGUUGAUGGGACGGAAUGCCGUCCAUACAGCAGUUCGGUGUGUGUGAAGGGGAAGUGUGUUCGCACCGGCUGCGACAGUAUCAUCGGCUCUAAACUCCAGUAUGACAAGUGUGGCAUCUGCGGUGGCGAUGGCAACAGCUGUAUCAAAGUGGCUGGAAACUUCACCAAGAAGAGUAAGGGCUACACAGAUGUGGUGAAGGUUCCUGAGGGUUCAACACACCUGAAGGUUCGACAAUACAAAGCCAAAGGCCAAUCACGCUACACAGCAUAUCUGGCGCUGCGGCGGCCUGGAGGUGAAUACCUGCUGAACGGGAAGUUCAUGAUCUCCACAUCUGAGACCAUCAUCCCCCUCAAUGGCUCUGUUCUCAACUACACUGGCUGGAGUCAGCGGGACGAGGCCCUUCACAGCAUGGGCCCCGGGGCCCUUCAGGAGAGCCUGGUGGUGCAGAUUCUGGCCACGGAUUCUAAGAAACCAUUAGAAAUCCACUACAGCUUCUUCAUGCCACGCAAAAUGCCGCUUCCACCGAGAACAGUAGUUGCAACUUCAGAAACCGCCGCGGAAUUAUCAGCAGCCGAGAUCAUGACGUUUACUCCUGAGGUUCCUGCGACGAUGGAGUCUCCGACACCGACAACACCUGUGGGGCCACGCUGGGUAAUGGGAUCAUGGAUGACGUGCUCCAGAACUUGCGAUACGGGUUGGCAGAGUCGCACAGUUCAGUGCAAGGACCCUCAAGGGAAGCUGUCCAAGAGCUGCCCGAUCAGCACACGGCCAUCAGCCUUCAAACAGUGCCUGAUUAAAAAGUGUUGAGGACCCCUCAAUCAGACAAACUUCCUGACUGAGCUUUAUGGAGCACUUAGACUGAACCAUUGCAGUUGCGUUUGUAUGGAUGCUGUUCCAAUCACUGUGGAACUCUGCUAGUGUUUGCAAACAUGUUGCAUUGUGACUCAGACAAGGAGCUUUGACUCCAGCCUCGAUCUCGGUGAUGUUCAGCCACAUCCCUGAUCCAAACGAUACGCCUCUUGACUUCACAGUGGCAGAGAUUUAAACCAUUGCUGCAGUGUUUGAUGUUAAGGUGCGUUCACAUCUUCUAUCAUUGAUAAAAUGGAACGUUCUCCUAAUGUUCAUGUAACCCUAGAAAAGUGUUUUUAAAACAUAAAAAAACUGAUGUUCAAAAAACAUUCAGAAAUAACAUUUGUUUAACUUUUUGGGCAUGUUACCAUAACGUUCUGUAUCAAUAUCAUGUCCAAAAAAAAAAAAAGUGUUGAGGAUCCCUCAAUCAGACCAACUUCCUGAAAGAUCUUUGUGGAGCACAUAGACUAAACCAUGCAUUUAAAUAAAUGCUGUUCCGAACACGGUGGAAUUCUGCUAGUGCUCACAAUUGUGUGACAGAGAGCUAGCUAUGGCUCUAGAUUUAGAAUGUGGCCACAAUCACCCAAGCCUCUUUAAAAAAACACCCCCUUAAUCCAAAUGACAUGCCCUUUGAGUUCACACUGGCAGUGAUGUUAAGAUGCAUUCACAUUGAUAAAAUGCAACAUUCCCAUAACAUUCACAUAACCAUGAUUUGUUUUUCGUUCAUUCAGAAAUAAAAUGUUCAGAACUUAAUGGGUAUGUUAGCUAAAUGUUCUGUACGAGUUUUUUGUCCAGAAAACAAAGAGUGUUGAGGACCCCUCAGUCAGAUGAGCUUCCUGAGUGAGCUUCCUGAGUGAGCUUCGUGGAGCGCAUAGACUGAACCUUUACAGUUGCAUUUAUAUUAAUGCUGUUCCAAUCACUGUGGGAUUCUGCUAGUGUUCACAAUCGUUUUGCAUUAUGAUUCGGACAAGGAGACUCCAGCCUUGAAUAUGGCAAAAACCAAUUCAUGCACCUUUGCAUCAAUAUCAUGUACAAAAAAGUAAAAAAAAUGGUGGACCCCUCAAUCAGAUGAACUUUCUGAAUCCUGCUAGUGUUCACAAUCAUGUCAGCUUGUGGCUUGGACAAGGAGCUUUGGUUCUAAGCUCAUUUUCAGGUUUGUAGCUGAUGUUUAUGUGUUUGUUCCUCUGCGCUCUGUUUAUUUUCGUCUGAGUCUUAAACUCCCACAAUGAACUGAUCUUUGUUUCUUUGUUACAGAAAAACUAAAGAGGGCUCUUAUUUGAAAAAUAUGUUUGUCAUUUUCUGCGUUCAGGGCUUGAAAGACACUGUGUGCCCUUGAUACUUGCAAUAAUGCCAGCCGAUCACUCACACACUCACAGUCGUACCGUUUACAUGUUCGUGGGAAUGUUCCAGGCUCAAAACAAUCAAAAACUGUGUUUGCAGUGAAACAUUUAUAAUGGAUGUCUAAGAGGCAAGAAUUGCACAGGGUUAAAGCAGAAAUGUAAAACGUAUGUUUAUUAAAGCCUGUAUACUAAAAAAAAAAAUUCAGUAACACUAAUGGAAUUUUGUCUUAUCAGGUCUUUAUUAAUGUUAUCAAAAUGUUAGCACAAAAAAAAAAUUAUACAUUGGUCAUUUUAUUUAUUUAUUUUAUUUUUCAUAAAGGUUUCAGAAGUUCCGAUAAUAUUUGCAAAAUUCGAAAAUGGGAUGUUCCCUUUAAUGUUCAUAUAACCAAGAAUUAUUAUUUUUUAUUUUUUUUACAUUUCAAAAACUGGAUAUAUUGAACACUCACAGAACAUCAGGAAUAGUGUUCUCAUAACUCUUUGGGAGCAUUAGCACAUAUUCUUAGAACAGAGGUGUCCAAACCUGUUCCUGGAGGGCUACUGUCCUGCAGAGUUUGGCUCCAUCUCCAAUUAAACACACCUGAACCAGCGAAUAAAGGUCUUCACACUUAUUAGAAAUCUCCAGGAAGGUGCGCUGAGGCUGGAUGGAGCUAAACUCAAGGACACUGAUCCUUCUGUCUUAGAAAAUAUUUCUGUUAGCUGGGAGACUUCUGUUCUUGACAGAUGAUCUUGAUAUGUGUUAGUGAUGUAAGUGACUUUUACAUGUUCAUAACUUUGCACAGACAAGGUGACGUGUUCAACAUUUUUUGUUAAAGUCUUGUUCAAAACAAUGUGUUUUUUGACAUUCAUUCUGAUACGAUGUCUUGCCCCAUACACUUCCAUUGCAAGUUACUGUAAACACAAUCUUUGAAACUGAGGGAAGAGUUGAACUAAUUUUCUGUUAAUGAACAGCUUGACUUGUAUUGAGACCAGAACAUUCCUUUAAAUCGUUUUUUCACCUCAGUUCAACCAAACAACUUCAUUUCUCAGACCGUGAAACACUGAAGCUGAUGGAACAAAAUUGCACGCAGUGUGUUUUCAUGCUUUAUAGCUCAAACUGUCUUAUUUACAUUUGCAAAUGCUCGUGCAAGUUAACACCCCUUCUCAGAUAUGUGAUGUGUGUCCAGAUCAUUCAAUAACAUGUGAUUUAUGUGUGUCUUAUUAUAGUUGCAGAAAUCAGUUUAAAGUCAACAUGAAUCAACACUACCUUCAUUCAUGUUCCUUCUCUCAUUAUAAAUAAUCUUUCAUACUAAUUUGAUAUCAUCUGACUCCAUUCCAUUUGACCAUCUCAUCAAUUUGUAAAUAAAAGUAAUUUUUAAAAUGAACACAAUUAAAUUCAAAAUACACUACUUUUUUUCUAAUCGACUAUGCUGUUUCAUUUGGAAAUGCAUUACAUUACAGAAAGUGCAAUGGGUUGCGAAUGCAUUUCAUGUUGACUUUAAACCUGCUGAAGUUGCUUAAUUUGUGAACUUGUUUGUUUGAUUCAUUUUACACAAAUCCAGUAACUGAAUGAACUCAUGUGAUUCAAUGUUUGUUGCAGUAACUUUUUUCCAAGAUUUCAUCUGUUUACUCAAUGUAAUGCAGUACUGUUUUACCGUCUCAAUGGGAAAUGGCCAUUUCACUGAAAAUACACAGCACUGAUUUUAUAAUUUAUUGUUUGUAUAACUGGUAUGUGAAAAAAAAAGAAAACACAUGAUGAUUUUUGUAUUUAUUGCUAUGCUCAUUUUGUCAUAUAAAUACUAUUUAACUAGGAAUAUGUGUGAAUAGAAUAGUUCCUUUGAAUAUAUUUUCUAGCCAACUUCAUGAAUAUAUAUGUAUAAAACAAAGUGCUAUAUUUAAAA